CUCCCCCUUCUCUCUCCCACUGUGCCUCCCUCCCUUUCGCAUCUAUUCCCUCCCUUCCCCUUUCAGUCCUUAGCCUCAAGGAGAAACAAAGCUAUUUCCCCCCAGCACCGAGAAAAGGGAGGAGCAGCCAGCCCGGCCAACAGCGAAUGAAUCCAUAGAGUCUGCGAAUAAAAUUGACCAGGGCUAGCCGGAAAGGCACGCAGUUCCUGAUUACAGCAGCCUGAGGGGCUAGGGCGGUGGCUCCGCUCCUGCUUGGAGUAGGCUGAAGAGAUCUGCUGCGGCAGGACUGCUGUUCCAAGCCUCCGGAUUCUCGGAAACCUUGGUGAUUGCGACGCCAAGGACACUGGGAAAGGAAGCCAAACCGGGGUCCUGCUAAAGCUGACCGAGGCCAGAUUGCUGCCUGAGCUCUUCUCCGAGAAGACCACGAGAGCCCAUCUUGCCUGAACACCUAGCCUGCUUGCCCACCUCCCAGCCAGCUUGCCUGCCUGCCUGUCUCUCCCUCUCUGCCUUUCACUUCUGCUUGCUGCCCUCCCCAGGCUUAGGGCAGGCUGUGGAAGACGGCGCGCCAGGCUCGACAACGCUGGAAUCAACCUUCAAGGUCCGCAGCAAUGCGUUGGAGAAGCAUGCUGCUGGCAGCCAUCACCCUCACCUUGCUCAGCAUCUUCUUGGUCAUUUGGAUGUUAACCUGGAACUGGUCAGUCCAUUACCUCCCAUAUUACCUCCCCUGCCCGGAAGCCUUUUCUAUGAAGUUGCCAGCCACAGAAGAAAAGAAAUUUCGACCUUUUCCCCAAUUACUCUAUCCUCAGCCAAAGUUGUUAGAGCAGCAACGCAAAGAUGUACUGACGCUUACACCAUGGCUGGCUCCAAUUGUCUCCGAAGGGACAUUCAACUCAGAGCUCCUGAAUAAUGCCUAUCGGCCCCUGAAUCUCACCAUCGGGGUCACGGCAUUUGCUGUUGGGAAAUACACAAGAUUUGUCUGUCGUUUCCUGGAGUCAGCUGAAGAAUUCUUCAUGCAAGGCUUUCAGGUGAACUAUUAUAUCUUCACUGAUGACCCAGAGGCAAUACCCCACGUUCCCCUGGGACCUGGCAGAAACCUCUCAGUCAUCCCCAUCCAGGGCUUUUCCCACUGGGAGGAAAUUUCCAUGCGUAGAAUGGAGUCGAUCAACAAAUUCAUUGCCUCCAGGGGCCAUCGGGAGGUAGACUAUCUCUACUGUCUUGAUAUAGACAUGGUGUUCUGGAACCCUUGGGGUGCAGAGACUUUAGGAGACCUGGUAGCUGCCAUCCACCCUGGCUAUUUUACUGUUCCUCGGUGGCAAUUCCCUUAUGAACGCAGGCCCUUGUCCACGGCUUUUGUUGCUGACGGUGAGGGAGACUUCUAUUAUGGUGGGGCAGUCUUUGGUGGUCGAGUGGAAAGGGUGUAUGAGUUCACGGGGGGCUGUCACAUGGCCAUUCUGGCAGACAAAGCCAAUGGCAUCAUGGCUGCCUGGCAAGAGGAGAGUCACCUGAAUCGCCGCUUCAUUUCCCACAAGCCCUCCAAAGUCCUGUCCCCUGAGUACCUCUGGGAUGACAGGAAGCCCCAGCCACCCAGCCUGAAGCUGAUCCGCUUCUCUACAUUAGACAAAGACUCCAUGAACCUGAAGGACUGAUGAACGCAGUCCAGGGGCCUUCAGCUUUCACCCAAGGCUAUUGGAAGACAGAGGUGACCAGAGCUCUGUCUGGUCACCAAGGACUUGGUGAAGAAGUACUAAGGAUGGGACUGAAAGUUAAGGAAGCUGUGGAGUGAGUCUUUUAAAGGGCAGACAGGGCCCAUAUAAAGGAAGCCCUGUGCCUUUAUACAUAGGUUGCUACCUUCAAGAUUUGUUCUCACCCAAAGCAUUCCCAUCCAUCUUAGUGUCACUGUGUUUGAAAAUCCACCAUUAACGCUUUCAGCAUUUCAUUAAGCAAUCCCCAAGAAUGGCCAAGGGGAGUGAGAACAUGUCAAUAUGAAUGAGUUCAUCAGACAAGUUCCUUCUGUUAACAAAGGUCUCUGGUCAAGAGGAGGACACUGGUUACCUAGAAGGGAAGAAGAAGACUUUGAACUCAAACUUCACUAAGUUUUGUUGUGAGCCGUUGUUUUGUCUGAAGCAGAGCUAGAGGGACAAAACUGAAGCUAAUUCAAACUCUAGGGGAGAUGUAGUAACAAACAAACACAAAACAACAUGGGUUCUUGCCCUGGCUUCGGUGCUUACUACUGUUGGCUGUGUGACCUAGAGCAAGCUGUUAUCUCUUUGAACCUCAGUCUACCUACUUGUAAAAUGUGGAAAAACAUUUUCCUGCUGACUUCACAGUGGUGUUGUGAGAGUUGAAUAUGAAUGUGAAAGUGCUUUGUGAACUGUAAAACUUGAUGUCCA
Molecule: messenger RNA, 2390 nt
Organism: Dromiciops gliroides (monito del monte)
Lineage: Eukaryota; Metazoa; Chordata; Mammalia; Microbiotheria; Microbiotheriidae
Gene: GBGT1
Product: globoside alpha-1,3-N-acetylgalactosaminyltransferase 1 (FORS blood group)
Exons: 7
Coding region: 609-1646 (345 amino acids)
Biological process (GO): carbohydrate metabolic process
Cellular component (GO): vesicle; membrane; Golgi apparatus
Molecular function (GO): globoside alpha-N-acetylgalactosaminyltransferase activity
Source: RefSeq, a predicted model, not a curated record